AAUAAUAAAAUUACAGCACGAAAAAUAUGAAACAGUCUAAGCUAAAUUAAAAGCAACAAUUACAAAGCCUAAAAACUAGGAAGGAUGUACAACACUAUGUUUACUGACAUAAUUACAGUUUGAUCUAAUAUACUGAUAAUUAUCGAAAAGUCCCUCAGGCUCUAUGUGGCGAAUAUCCAUUAACCCAAUUAACUAAAUAUUGUACUGCAGACUUUUCUAUUCAUUUGUUGAAAUAACGCAUUCGUGUGUGGUUGUGACUUGUGAAGUUAGACAAGAUAAUAUUUGGUAAAAAAAUGGAGGGUGAAGUGGAUGAAAAUGGUAUGGUUAUAAUCACGAAUGUGUAUGGUGACGUAUGUAUUCGCAAGGCCAGAAGAAAACGUCAGAAGCUGCUGAUAAAAGAGCUCAUGUAUGACUAUGCUAACAACACCACUUUGCAUGGUCUUCCGUAUGUCACUAGAAAUGGAUUAACUCGCCUUGAAAGGGUCGUGUGGCUAAUAAUGUUUCUGACUAGUGUGUGUCUGUGUCUCUUCUUGAUCAGCAAAGUCUGGUACAAAUGGCAGACCAGCCCAGUGAUAGUAACUGUCAGUGAACAGUUAGUACCAGUGAGUAUGGUACCGUUUCCAUCAGUGACAAUAUGUCCACAAUCAAAGUGUAAAGUGUCAGUCUACAAUUUUACCGCGAAGAACAUACAAUGGAAAAAAUUUAAAUAUCAUUAUAGGCUUAACGGAAGCAUUCUAAAUGAGACAAUGGUAAAAGAUGCUGCUAAGUACUAUGGAAUAUCACAAAUAUGUGAUAUUAUCGACUUUUCAUCUUAUUCGUUAGGAGAAAAGUAUCGUUACACAGAUUCUUCUAUUGUGGAUAAUUUAUUAGAGAUUUCUCCCGAUUAUGACGAUGUCUUUUAUUACUGUACAUUGAAUGGAAAGGGUAGAAGUUGUGCAGACAUCUUCGACAAGGUGGUCACCAGUGAAGGAAUCUGCUACACAAUGAAUUCUCUUGCUGCCUCCGACAUUCUUCGGACUGAGACAAUACAGAAAGACUACUUUUAUUUGAAUUCAUCGAAAGAAAUAAAGGGUUGGUCUCUCGAACAUGGUUAUUCGUACGAAAAUAACCAUUCUAAUCCAUCGUCAUCGUAUUAUCCAAUGCCAGGAAUGCCAAACAGAGCAUCACCUGACGUAGAGAUAGUACUACGAGAGUAUCAUGUUCGAGACAAACUCUGCAAUGCCAUUAGAUCUGGAUUUAAGGUAUACAUUCAACAUCCGACUGAUCUGCCCCAGUCUUCGCUGUACUACUACGCUGUAUUGAACUCUCAAGUCUCCUCAAUGGCACUCAGCUUCAGUAUCCUGAACAGUUCGGAAAGAUUGAGGAGUUACGAUGCAGAAAUACGUCAAUGUUAUUUCCCUGAUGAAAGGUACUUAAAGUAUUUUAAAAUAUACACUGCGAGCAACUGCAUGAUUGAAUGUCUCUCUAACAUUACAUAUGAACAAUGUGGCUGUGUGGAGUUCUAUAUGCCACACUCAAGCAGCAAAAAAAUUUGCACCCAGUAUGAUGAUGAUUGUAUUGAAACUGCAAGAGAAACGAUGCUUCAUCGAGAGUCGUCUCAAGGAGAUUACGUGUGUCACUGCCUACCAUCAUGCAACUCCGUCGACUACGAUGCAGAAAUAUUGAAAACAGAUUAUAAUCUACAAAAAUUGAUUGAUAUUUAUGAUGCAAUAUAUAAAAUUCCUGAUAAAGAAGAACUUAAUAGUUACAACUACUCCAAGAUGGAGAUAUAUUUCAAGAAGCCUAGAUUCCUGUCGAUGCGUCGCUCUGAGUUGUUUGGCAUAAUUGAUUUCCUCUCCAACUGCGGUGGUCUCCUAGGAUUGUUCUUAGGAUUCUCAUUCCUCAGUUUGAUGGAGAUUAUUUAUUUCCUCACUUUAAGGUUAUGCUGUACAUUAAAGAAGGAUUUGGAAGAAGAAAAAAAUGAAAAAUUAUCACACGGGAAGGAAAUUCACUUGGAGAAAUAUUAGUACCUACACAUUAGAUUGAAAUAUUUUGGAAAAUAACACACAACUACACAUUAGAUUGAUUUUUUUAACACAUCGCCUGUCAAGCCUUUUUACAAAUACACAGAUUUUAAAAAUAAUCAUGAAAAUAUAAAGAAAAUUUUCAAAAUCAAACACAUUGAGCAACUGUACCAAUAUUAGCACAAACAGGACGUCAGUUCAACUCCCGCGCAUCGGAUCAAAGGCACGAUUUAUGCGCUGUCGGAUUACUUCAAUUUAUAGCGCGCUAACGAACGCACGUACCCUGACAUCGAUUAUUACUAGAUCUCUUGAUAUCCGUUCGGAAAUAGAAAUAAAAAUAUGGUCUAUUUAUUGGGAAUCGUGUUUUAUUUAUUUAAAGUAAUGUAUACUGUCAGAGGUUAAAAGGUCAUAGCUU
Molecule: messenger RNA, 2418 nt
Organism: Spodoptera frugiperda (fall armyworm)
Lineage: Eukaryota; Metazoa; Arthropoda; Insecta; Lepidoptera; Noctuidae
Product: pickpocket protein 28
Exons: 14
Coding region: 294-2006 (570 amino acids)
Biological process (GO): sodium ion transmembrane transport
Cellular component (GO): membrane
Molecular function (GO): ligand-gated sodium channel activity
Source: RefSeq, a predicted model, not a curated record